Molecule: messenger RNA, 1539 nt
Organism: Oncorhynchus tshawytscha (Chinook salmon)
Lineage: Eukaryota; Metazoa; Chordata; Actinopteri; Salmoniformes; Salmonidae
Product: secreted frizzled-related protein 5-like
Exons: 3
Coding region: 462-1187 (241 amino acids)
Biological process (GO): non-canonical Wnt signaling pathway; canonical Wnt signaling pathway; negative regulation of canonical Wnt signaling pathway
Molecular function (GO): Wnt-protein binding
Source: RefSeq, a predicted model, not a curated record
AAAGUUUCCCAGUUACCAGGAGGGAUGGUGCUCAAGUUCAGAAUGUCUGUCAGUAUAAGACCCACACAGCACUGUGACGCGGCAGGUAGUCUAGUGGUUAGAAUGUUGGACUUGUAACUGAAAGGUUUCAAGUUCAAAUCCCCAAGGUAAAAAUGUGUUGUUCUGCGCCUGAACAAGGCAGUUAACCCACUGUUCCUAGGCCUUCAUUGAAGUUAAGAAUUUGUUCUGACUUGCCAGGUUAAAUAAAGGUUAAAAGAGGUGGAGCCUGAUGUCAUGUACAGCCACUACAUUUAAAUGUAGGUGUUUAUCAGUGCCCAAAUCAGCCAUUUUCAACCCGGUAUGAGUGCAAAGGGCUACGGGAAAAAAUGGGCUGGUGAGUUAGAAAUGCCAGGGCUGAUUUCUGGUCUCAGUCCCCCACAGGUUGUGACGUUUUAUAAAGAGCGUUUAAAAAGGAGAAACAAAUGUUUCUAAACGUUAUCUCAUCUCUCUCUCCCUCCACAACGUCUCCUUUAUUGAUUUGGAUCCAUUCACUAGCAACCAACUCUUUUCUUCUCCUCCUGGUUCUUUGUUCUUGCAUCUAUUUUGUCAACCCCUCUCUCCUGGGCAGGUUCGUCUCUCCGUGUCAGAGUCUGUGUGAGUCAGUGCGGGACAGCUGCGCGCCCAUCAUGGGUUGCUAUGGUUACCCCUGGCCAGAUAUCCUUCGUUGUGACCAGUUUCCUGCCAACCACCUCAUGUGUAUCUCCUCUGUCACCAACACCAGCACAGGAGGGCGUAGAGCAGUGCCCCAGGCUAGCUGUCGAGACUGUGAACUGGAGGAGGCCUCGUCUGCCAAGGACGUGCUGGAAACUUUCUGUAGGAGUGACUUUGUGGUGAAAUUGCGUCUCACGCAGCUAAAAUCCAGUCAGGUGAGUUUGGCCCAGUUCUCCCUGGCCUCUCGUCUGCAGGUUCUGAAGCACGGGCCUCUCCUGGGAGGACAGAUCCGCUCCCGCCUGCAGCUGUGGCUGGAGAGAGACGCCAGCUGUGUACGGAACAUGACGCGGCGUCAGCCCCAAGGCGGGACCUUCCUGGUGACGGGCACGGUGCAGGGGGAAUGGCUGGUGGUCAACAAGGCCUUUGCCUGGAACAAACACGCCAGGAACCUGAUGGCUGCUGUCCGCAAGUGGAAACAGCACCGAUGUAGAGGCUAGCAGGGGCUCUGGCUAGGAGCUAAACUUGAGGUCUGAAAUGGAUCUGAGCAGAGCUAUAGGCCUAGGUGUACAGAGUCAGGGAUGUGAUUAAAACACCAUAUGACAUCAGCAGAGAGAGAGGAGGUUGUUUGAGGGAGGGUACAUUUCUAUGAUAGACUUCCUGGAUUUGAAUCACAUCCUUGGAUAGCUGGAUGUUUCAGAGAGCACCAUUCUGAGCUCAGGAGAGGACGCCACAAAGGACAAUACCUUCUGUGUUUCCUGCAAAUGUACAUAUCUAUAAAUUAUAAGUAAAUAUCACUGAUCUAUAUUUGUAAGAGGUUGACUGGAAUUAAAUUAGUGUUUUCAAAGUGUU